Molecule: messenger RNA, 3587 nt
Organism: Mercenaria mercenaria
Lineage: Eukaryota; Metazoa; Mollusca; Bivalvia; Venerida; Veneridae
Product: sodium/calcium exchanger 3-like
Exons: 13
Coding region: 325-2886 (853 amino acids)
Biological process (GO): transmembrane transport; calcium ion transport; cell communication
Cellular component (GO): membrane
Molecular function (GO): calcium:sodium antiporter activity
Source: RefSeq, a predicted model, not a curated record
ACCUGUUCGGCUGUGUUUUAAAUAUCAAAUAACUCGGGUUGAAUGAAGCGAGAAUUUGUUUACCUGUGUGCAUCAUCUAGUUGGUGGGAGACGCCCACUGUGGGAAAUAAACCUACAUUAUACAUAUCUUUAUCAAAUCCUCUAUUCAAGCUUGCAUGGAUUAUGAACUAGGUUAAAAUCAAUAAAAUCUGGACUGACACGAUUGAAAAUGCUGUAAUAAGCGGAAUAUGCUCGUCGUGUGUUGUACAGUGGAUGUUUAUUAAAUAAAUGUCGGCAUUUGGACUGUUAUUUGUUUAGAGAGAGAAGUCUGCUAUUACCAGCAAGAUGUCGUCAAUGAUCACAGUAGGGAACGAGACGGUGGACCUUAAUGAGUAUUUUUGCUCUGACAAGGGACUACUUCUGCCUUUGGUUAGCGAGUACACAUGGCCUAUAGGCGGACGUGCAUUUAUCUAUUUGCUUGGUUUACUCUGGAUUUUCAUGGCUGUGGCCAUUAUUGCAGAUGUUUUCAUGUGUUCCAUAGAGCGUAUCACAAGCAAGACGACAACGAUACGAAUUGCUGAUUCGGAAGCGGAAGGUGGUUACCAGGAGAUGGAGGUGAAGGUAUGGAACAAUACAGUGGCAAAUCUCAGCUUGCUUGCCCUGGGUACCAGUGCACCAGAAAUACUUCUGUCCAUCAUAGAAACUGUAGGAAAUGGAUUCAAGGCGGGAGAUCUGGGCCCCGGUACAAUUGUAGGCUCAGCAGCAUUUAAUCUGCUAGUCAUCUCCGGGAUCUGUGUUAUGUCAAUUCCGUCGCCAGAUACACGACGUGUCGCGGAGAUCAAGGUGUUCUUCGUGACAGGGUUUACCUGUAUUUUUGCCUAUGUUUGGAUGGCAAUAGUACUGAUGGUGUCUUCCCCUAAUGUUGUUGAUAUAUGGGAGGGCGUAGUCACCUUAGUUUUCUUCCCCGUCCUCAUCUUGGUGUCUUACCUCGCUGACAGAAACUUUUGCAUGGGCAAAAAAGAAGAACAACCACAAGGCAUGGUCGGAUUCGCUCUUGGAAAGGCCGAGCCGUCGUCAGGUUUGUUAAAGAGUGAAACAAGCGAUCGUGGUCGCAAGUACCAAACCAUGAGCGAUGAGGGCGACCAGCAGCCAGAGACCACGGGUGACAAGGAGGAAGAUCUCAGGCGGCUUGCAAGGAAACUGGGUCGUGAGGUUCGUGAUGGAGAUAUACCGGAAGAUGAAGCUGCCAAGAUGGCAAUUGCCAGAAUGAAUGAAGACCAGUCUCAUGAUAGAGGAUGGUACCGGAUCAAUGCAACACGCAUGCUCACUGGCGGCCGGAAACUCAUUCCGCGCGUCAUGACCACUUUUCAAGACAUUUACGACAAUACAAAGUUGUCGGCAGAAGAACGCGCAGAAAAAGAUUCCUCAGUAAGGUCCAAGGAUCACACAGCCGGCGGCACAAAAGCUGUUGUAGAGUUCACGGCGGCGGCUGUCAGCGUUCUAGAAAACGAAGGAAAAGUCAGGAUUGGUAUCCGACGAUACGGAAAAAAAGACAUUCCGUGUUCCGUUAUGGUUGAAACAAUUAACGGAACUGCACUGGCUGGGGAGGAUUAUAAGGCGUUCAAAGAGGUUGUAAAGUUUGCGAAAGAAGAGGAAUUACGUCAAAUAUACAUCGAGAUUGUCGAUGACUUUGAGUGGGAACCCGAUGAGUUUUUCUUUGUCAAACUCUCAAUUCCUGAACAAGAGGACGGAAGCCACGAGCAUAUCGCAUUGGGAAACGUGUGCAUUAACCAAGUCACAAUCAUCAACGACGACGAACCUGGAAAACUCGAAUUCGCGAAGCCAAGUUUGGUUGUCAAGGAGAGCUUUUAUAGUGCGAGAAUUACCGUGAACCGCGUGAACGGAUGUGACGGUCACGUGAGCGUUAAAUGGAAGACAACGGAUAUAACAGCAAAAGAAGGCAAAGAUUUCAAGGGAAAAGAAGGAGUGCUAUUGUUCGACAACCAAGAAAUAACAAAAACUAUCGAUAUCCCUCUGUUUGAAAGCAAUAAGAAAGAACGGGACGAGUGUUUUGCUAUUGAACUUGGAGAAUGUGACGGUGGGGCAGAGCUAGGAAAGAUCAAGAAAACAAUUGUUACUAUCGUCAACGAUGACGAGUUUAAUGGGAUCGUGAGUCGUCUGCUUAACAUGACAAAAGCUAAUGUCGGUGCCAUGGCGCUAACGUCUCAUAGAUGGGUAGACCAGUUCAAGGACGCGAUGAAUGUUAACGGAGGUGACCUUGAAACUGCAACCUUCUUAGACUAUGUUCUUCAUUUCCUAACCUUUGGAUGGAAAUUGAUAUUUGCGUUUGUUCCACCAGCAAAAUAUCUAGGUGGCUGGCCAUGCUUUCUGCUGUCUCUGGCUGUUAUCGGACUUCUUACAACCAUUAUCAAUGAUUUGGCGGGAACAUUUGGAUGUUUGAUUGGCCUGGAAGACGCUAUAACCGCUAUCACAUUCGUUGCCUUGGGAACCAGUAUGCCGGACACGUUUGCCAGUAAGACUGCAGCUCUGAUGGAGAAGACAGCAGACAGUUCAGUAGGAAAUAUAAACGGAAGUAACUCUGUGAAUGUCUUCCUCGGUCUUGGACUACCGUGGACAAUUGCCAGUAUAUACUGGGCAGCAAAGGGCGGGCAGUUUGACUAUCCUGCCAAGUCGCUUGGUUUUAGUGUCGUCAUAUACAGUGUGUGCGCGUUCCUGGCUCUCAGUCUGCUUCUUGUACGACGUUACGUUCCAGCGCUUGGUCGUGCCGAGUUAGGAGGGCCGAAAAUACCCAAAAUUAUUUGUGGAAUAUUCCUCAUAUCAUUGUGGGUGAUUUAUAUCAUGUUAUCGGCAUUGCAAGUUAAAGGCAUCAUAAAAGUUAAUUUCUAAAUUUUAGAAACAAUUAAUUCUACAACAUUUAAUGCAAUAGACUGCAUUCUCUAAAAAUAUGGCUUCACGUAGUUUAACAUUUUGUUUUUAAGCAGCUACAGUCUUCCUUUCAUCACGAGAAACACAUUCCCGCCUCGAGCAUAUACUACAUAAGAAGUUAGAAUGUUGAAUAUAUGAAAGGUUAUAGAUGAUUCUUGUAGAAUAGAGUAGUGUGAAGUAAGUGAAUACCAGUAAUAACAGUGACACAGUGACGUCACGUCUUGCCAACUGGUACACUGUCAGUGUAGGAAUACAGUGUUAAGGGAAGUAGGCUACAAUUACACGAUUUAUAAAGACUCCAUGACCGAUUUGAAUUCUAUGUAGAAACACUAUCUCAAUACCAGAUUCAUAAAACCAUGUAUGUAAAAAGUGGUUGCAAAACAAGUUUGCUAGUAACUUUAUGAAAAUAAAUAUAUUGUGCAUAACUGCAAUACAUUUUUUACGCGUAUACAUGAUUUAGGAAUUUUAAUUGAGAUUUUACCGGUAACUCAUAUGUAUAUUAGACAUGUAUGUAAUUUAUUACAUAGAACUUUAUCAUUACCCUGCGUUCACUAUCUGCAACCUCUGUAUCAGUAUAAUACAUGUAAGCGCUUUAUGGUUGUAAAUGUUUAUCAUUUGUAUUUUAUUUUUUAUUCUUAAUAAAACAUUUUACUAAGGUAAUA